This is a messenger RNA of Drosophila guanche, 1940 nucleotides long. RefSeq lists its product as uncharacterized. The coding region runs from base 152 to 1840 and encodes 562 amino acids. The record is from RefSeq and is a predicted model, not a curated record. Lineage: Eukaryota; Metazoa; Arthropoda; Insecta; Diptera; Drosophilidae. The transcript is spliced from 3 exons.
UUUUUUAAAUAUUAGCGCUUUGUUUUUGGGUACAGCGUCGGUUCUGGCGUUCAAUUAAAUUUAUCUUCAUUGUUUGUGACAAAUCUAAUUUAUUUUGAGUAGCCAAUUAGGCAAAUUAUCAACCAAACGAAACUAAAUAACCAGGACAGCUAUGGACGACUCACGCCGCUCGAUUGCGGCCAACGAGGAAAGUAUUUCCAUGUACUUGUCCUUCGAUGCCGACGACACGCUGUCCGGUGGCAGCAAAUGGCAAUCUGCAUUGGUCAGCCACAACAGUCAGUAUAUGGAGGUGCACAGCUCCAAGAUGGAAACCAAUUUGGACAAGACUAUGGAGGACAAGGAUGUGAAACGUGCAGUACUCCAGGAUCUGCACCAAUCGGCGCACAUUCAAUCGGAGUCAAACUCGCCAUUGAAACCAUUUGACCACAGCUUGUUGUACAAGCACAACGCUUUGAGUUCCACUCCCUCAAAUAAAAUUGUAGCAGCAGAAACCCCUCUUGAAGUGGAAAAUGCCGAGAACAAGGAGAACACAUUGCCCGACGAGAAUGCAGCUGGCGAUAAUUCGACAAUUUCCAGUUCCUUGGAACUGACGGGCACCACCGUAAAAUUUAAUACUUUGAAGACCGAAGAUUCCACCACGGAUGAAGUCUCAAUGAAGGAGGUUUCAAAGCCGAAUACCCUCAAUAACGUGUAUCCACUGAGUGACAAUGUGGUCCUAGAGAACAUAACUGAAGUGUCCAAUGAGGAAUCUUCGAUUCUCGCGUGUUCUCCGGCUAUAGAAGAGGCUCCGGCAGUCGCUGGUGUUGUCAACGAAGUCUCUGAGCUGCUAGCCAAAGCUCUGAAGAUAUCCAGCGAAGCCAUGCAGCCGUCGACCUCGAAGCCAAACACUUUCGAAAUCAAUAAGAAGCGAGUAUCGCUACUCCCCAAAGCUUCUGGGGCGCUGGCGCGUCCACGCCGCUCGUAUAUGCCGACAGCCGCUGUCGAGACACGCACCUACUCCUUCAAGCAACGCAUGUCCGUGAUCGUGAAGACUACGCUAAACAGUCCCUCCCGCAAGAUGGGCGCAGGCGGCGGACUACCAGUGAGCCGACGCAGCGUUUUGCCCGUAGCCAAGAACAAAACUGGCGUUUCGCGCAAGUCGAUCUCCACCACAGGGAUCAGUUCGACCAAAAAAGUCAUACCAGUCGCUGCGAAGCCGCCAACUAAGAACGCUCACGAUGUUGUCUUUAACUGCAGCACUUGCGGGGUCACUUUUCGUGUGAAGAGCCUGCACGAUAUGCAUGUUCGCAUGCACGACUUGGUCGAGAAUGGACCCAAGCCCCUCAAGAGACUGAACGCCAAUCAUCCGAUUGGGGCAAGUGCCGCUGCGAGCAAGAAUCGGUGCAAGUUUUGCGACAAGAACUUCGCCCUGGAGCGUGCUUUGCACAUUCAUCUGAUGCAGAAUUGUGACAAGAUUCCGCCAGCUGAAAAGCGCAAGCUGGAGUUUACAGAACUCAAUCAUGUGAAGAAGGCGCAGCUACCGAAAAUAGCUGUUGCUGGUGGUGCUGGUCCAUCAGUAUUGAGUGCACACAAGUCGCAAAUUCCAAAAGCUACAACACCAAUUGGGAAGGCUGGAUCUUAUGGAGGCCAAAAGAUGGGACCACCGUCCGUAAAAAAGGUUCCAAAGAACGUGGCUCAUGCUGGUGUUUAUCGUACACCCACAAAGACUGUGCCAUGCAACAUCUGCAAGCAAUCGUUCAAGAGUAUACUGGAGUACACCAAUCACUGCAUGACGAUGCACUCGAAGAGUCAGACCCAGAAGGUCGCCGCUAAAUAUGAAGCACCGAGUGCUGAGGAUUAAAUCAAACAUUUUGUCUAUACUCUAUCCUAGCUAGACCUAAGUUCCAGUGUACUUUACUUCUCCACACAACCGUCGACAAAAAUACACACUAACAUAAUCA